Closterium sp. Yama58-4 is the source of this 337-nucleotide messenger RNA. The record is from the annotation of a GenBank genome assembly. Lineage: Eukaryota; Viridiplantae; Streptophyta; Zygnematophyceae; Desmidiales; Closteriaceae.
UGCGAGUCCUGCAGGACUUGCAGCAAGCGUGGGGGCAGAAUUUCUCUGGGUGGGUGGCUGGGGGGGACUGCAGCUUGGCCUCCAAUGUGACCUGCGAUGCCCAAGGCAUGGUGACCAACAUUUGGCUAAGUUACAGACAAUUAACCGGAUCCAUUCCAGAUUCCAUCAGUGCCUUGAACAGGAUGACCUAUCUAGCUCUUAGCGUCAACGCUCUGAGUGGGUCUAUUCCAUCCACCAUCGGCAAAAUGAGCAGCCUCAAAAGAUUGGAUCUAUGGAACAACAAACUGAAUGGGUCUAUUCCAUCCACCAUUGACAGCAUGAGCAACCUUACACACCU